GUUACUUGCCAAACAAUGAAUUAAGGAAAAUAAGAAAAAGGAUCAACUGUACCACCAAAACUGGAAGUUCCAAGUAGCUGCCACUUGUCAAAUGCUGAUCGAGCAUAGGAUUUACCGAAGGAACAAUCCAGCAGAACAAGCUGAGUGAGCCCUAUGUGCCCCGGAAGGACCAAUCACAGCAAAACCUGUAAACACAACACACAAUCUUAAGUGCAAGUAGAAGGAGAAAACCCACAAAACAACAAAAAUGGUGCACUGGAAUCCACUAUGAGAAGAUACUUCUGAAUUUGGUCAUUGAUAAGAGAAAGCACACCAGACAACAAAUAUUGUGCGCUGGAAUCUAAUCUGAGCAGAUACCUGUAAACAAAGGGCAUUGAUACGCGUUGUUGCUACUUUAUAAGUACCAACAUGAUCAAGACAUUCCUGCACACAAAGGCACAGCUACACAGCAUUUGUUUCAACAUUCCACAGAUCCCACAAUCCCAAGAAAUCAACAACAUGUUGGGGAAGUGGUCAGUUGGGCUUUGUGACUGCUUCGGCGAUUCCGGCACCUGCUGCUUGACUUGUUGGUGCCCCUGCAUUACAUUUGGACGCAUUGCCGAGGUUGUGGACGGAGGUUCAUCAUGUAUGUGCUUCCUUAUAUUUUGCGCUGGGGAUCAACGCUCCUCAAUGCGGGCGCAAUACAACUUCCCAGGGUCACCCUACAUGGACUGCCUUGUUCAUCUGUGCUGUGAGAGGUGCGCGCUAUGCCAAGAGUACAAAGAGCUGGAAAAUCGCGGCUUCAACAUGUCCAAAGCCGGUGUGGUGAUCUCCGUCGUCCGCGUCCACUGGAAAGACGUGAACGAGGAGAAGCUGAAGUCUCUCAAGGUCGCCAACACGAAGAAGCUCAAGUUCAAGGACUUCAUGGAGAUGUUCAUCGAGGCAGCCACUCGGAUUGUUGAUGGCAUUGAUCUGGACACCUUCGUUGAGCUUGCCAGUCCCACAGAUGCGUGA
This is a messenger RNA of Aegilops tauschii subsp. strangulata, 993 nucleotides long. RefSeq names its product cell number regulator 11-like. Lineage: Eukaryota; Viridiplantae; Streptophyta; Magnoliopsida; Poales; Poaceae. The record is from RefSeq and is a predicted model, not a curated record.